This is a messenger RNA of Candidula unifasciata, 185 nucleotides long. The record is from the annotation of a GenBank genome assembly. NCBI's taxonomy places the organism in Eukaryota, Metazoa, Mollusca, Gastropoda, Stylommatophora, Geomitridae.
CUCGGUUCCAGAUUUUUCUACAGUAGAUGUAGCUGGCCUAAUAACUUUUGUUGGACGGGUGGAAAGAGAAGCCAGAAAAGGUUCUGCUAGUCAACGUGAAGACAGUGGAGCCUUUUUUUACCGCCGCUGGGUGCAUUUAAGAGAUUCAUCACUGUCCGAACCCAUUAUAGCAUUGGUUUAUAGCG